Chelonus insularis is the source of this 3248-nucleotide messenger RNA. Its product is annotated as G patch domain-containing protein 1 homolog. The coding region runs from base 192 to 3146 and encodes 984 amino acids. Gene Ontology annotation, molecular function: RNA binding. Lineage: Eukaryota; Metazoa; Arthropoda; Insecta; Hymenoptera; Braconidae. The transcript has 4 exons. Gene Ontology annotation, cellular component: nucleus. Gene Ontology annotation, biological process: mRNA processing. The record is from RefSeq and is a predicted model, not a curated record.
CUUGGUGUUAUAACCUAAAUUUCUUGCAUUGAUAAGUCAAUGAAAUACGGAGUCUUGUCUUUUUGAUCCUUGAACGUGGUGUCAAAAAUAAUUGAUAUUAUAGGUUUUACAAAUAUAAUAAUUAUCAAACAUUAAUAUUAUAUAAUGGAAGAAUUGUAUUUAUAAUUGUGAUAUUAAAAGUUAUUGUAAAUAUGGGUGAUUCCGAUGAUGAGUGUUUUGUAACUUAUGGCGAGCCUUUGGAGCCAUUAGAUGAAGAUAAUUUACCAAGAAAGAAAGCACAAACAAUAGAAGAUCAGUAUGCAUUGGAUGAUCAAGGAAGACGUAGAUUUCAUGGAGCAUUCACUGGAGGAUUCUCAGCUGGAUAUUUUAAUAGCGUAGAUACUCGAGAUGGAUGGAGACCACAACAAUUUAAAUCCUCCCGCAGUAGUAAAGCGGGAUCUAUCUCUCAACGUCCUGAAGAUUUUAUGGAUGAAGAGGACACUGGAGAAUUUGGAAUCGCACCAUCUGGUAUUCGAGCUACAAGUGAUUUCGCAGAUCAAAAUAAGAAUGAGAAGAAAAGACGUAGAGGACAAAGUUAUAAUCAAGAACCUAUUCCUGGUGUUCCUGUAUUAAAGGAGUUACUUAAGCCAGUCACUGAUACUGUGGGUGUAACUUUAUUAAAAAGAAUGGGAUGGAAACCGGGUCAAGGUAUUGGCUUGAGACUUACAAAAAGGGAGAAAAAAAGAAUUCGUGAAAAAAAUGCGAAGAAGAAAGUUUAUGGAUGUUCGUUACCUGGUCAAGAGUUUGUUACUUCGAAAAGUGAUUCGGAAAAUUCUGAUGAUGAACAAGAAGAUGAUAAUGGUCAAGCUAUUUUAUUUGCUCCUGAUGACUAUGAACCUUUCAGAUGUAAUCCCAAGGAUAAUUAUUUUGGACUUGGCUACAGCGGAUUAGAUCGUCGACCAGUGCUAUCAGGUCACGUAAAUCUUUUCGACACGCCCGCAUUUCAGUUACAGGAAAAAAAUAAAAAGCUUUCAAUUCGUGGUCAAGCUUUUGGAGUAGGAGCAUUUGAGGCGGAUGAUGAAGAUAUCUACGCUGUGGACGACAUGUCUCGCUAUGAUUUUACUCUUGGUCCAGAGGUAAAGAAAAAGAAUCGAUGGUCGAAAGAAGAAAAAGCAGCAUGCUCACAAUCGAAGUGUAUUCCAGGAUUUGUACCAGGUAAAAACAAUUUAGAGAGAAAAAAACCUUAUGAACCACCCGUGUUACCGAAAGACUUCAAGCCAAUUCAUCUAACCAGGAAAAGUCGGUUUGAUUGUCCCGAUGAAUCAACUAGUAACAUUAAUCAGCAAAAAUUAAGCAGACCUCAAUUAAAUGCUGAAGAGAGAGGGAUAAUAUUAGGAGAAUCCACACGUACUCCGUUAACUGGCAGCAAGCAAGAAAUAUCGGUAAUGGGUCAAAAAAUUCAAACCAAGAGUUCUACAGCAUCUAAUAUUAUUACAAGAACGCUGAAUCUCAAUGGAAGAGAACAACAGGAAAUGCGAACACAGUUGAAGGAUCAAAAGUUCGAAACAUCGAAAACGUGGCUCGAUAAAUUGAAUCUAACAAAUUUUGUUUGUGGUGGUGUUGAAGGAACUAAUCCGAAUUCUUCCGGAAGUUUGAAGCAGUUAAAGGACUUUCAAUCCACCUGUUCGCUUGUAGAAACAAAAGUAAGAACGAAUGAAGAAAAUAAAGAAGAUUGUGACGAUUUGGAAUUUAUAAAAUCGUUCACGACCGAUGUAGAUAAACAAAAACGGUUUCUAAAGUAUUUUGAUAUUUUAAAAAAUGGCGGUGAAGAUAAAUUAAAGAGUCUAGGAUCUUUAAAAGUGACCGAAUGGGAACAAAACCAUGAACAUGAAGAAUUUGAAGAAGCGGUACGGUUAUUUGAAAAGAAAAACGCUUCAGAAAGUUUAAGUAAAUUUGCAAAGGAAACUACUUCGAACAGUUGUUUAAGUUCUUCUGUAGAACCGGCGGUGAGUGCAGCAAAAAUGAACAUGUUUGGAAAACUUACUAGAACAGUUGAUACUUGGCAGCCUGCGAGUAUUGUCUGCAAAAGAUUUAAUAUUCCAGAACCUAAAAGUGGAUGUAUGCAACCAAAGCUUCAAAAGAAUAAAAAGUAUUCUGUUUUUGAGUCUCUCGAUAUUUUGGGGGAUGGAAAUAAAUUUCAAAAGGCUGUUGAAACGGCUGGAAGCUAUAAAGAACCGUAUAUACCAUAUAAAAUAGCUGAUAAGAGUGUUAGAAGUGAUGAUAGUGAUGUUAAAAAUUCUGAAGAGGCCUCUAACCAUUUGAAUAGUGAUGUGAAUUCUACUAAAUCAAGUAAAAGUACUGAAAACUUCAAAGCAUCAUAUGAAAAAGUAUUUGGAAUGAAUAAUUUAAAUGAAACAGGUGUCCCAGCAAUCAAUUUAAAAUCGUCAUUUGAAAGUUUGAAUGAUAAAAAAUCUAAUAAAGAAAAAGAAGAUAUGGAAACAGGUGAAAUUUCAUCAGUAAUUCAAUCUAAAGAAAAUACUGAGGAAAAAAAGGAUCUUUUUAAAGCGAUAUUCUUAAGCAGCAGUGAUGAAUCGGAAUCAGAGAACGAAACGAAUGAGGAUGUAGAUAGCAACACCGUAAAGUCACUUCUAAUUGGAAAACCUGUGGGCGAAUUAAAUGUUCAAAGGAAUACAUCUCCACCGCGAGGGAUCUUUGCAAAAUUAGAUCUUGAUGAUAUUUUGGUACCUGGUAAAAUAACAGAGAAGAGUAAUGAGAAUCUUAUUCAGUUGCAAGAUAAGCAAAAAGGAACAACUGAAAAAUUAGCUGUAGCUCAUCUAAAUAAAAGUAUUCCUGAUGAGAAACCAACUCAAACAGUUGAAACUGAAGCAUUAAACGAAGCUUCUAAUACUGCUGAUGCUGACGCUGAAGUCUUACCGGAUGUAUAUGGGCCUGUUCUUCCGAGUAAACCAUCGACACACAACAAUUCUAAUGACUCUACUGAUAUCCAGAAACCAAUAUUCAAGAGUGUCGUUGUACCGAAGUUAAAUAACCCAGAAAUUAUGAAAUGGGUGGAGAAAAGCAAAGCUAAAAAAUCGAAAAAAGAAAAGAAAAAACACAAGCACAAGCAGAAAGAGAAAAAAAAGCACAAGUCUAAAAGAAAACAUUGAAUGCUGAAGUAAUUAUUUACUGGCUCAAUAUUUUUUUUUUUUGAUGUAAAUAAUAAAUUAUAUUUGUAUAGAAACAGAGAUAAACGACUUUAAUUCUUGAAU